CUACGCAAAGGGCGGGGCGCGGGGAGCGUGCCGGAGUCAGCGGGCUCGACGUUGGCGGGCCGCUCCGCGCGGGGCCCGCUGGGAGCGCGAGGAUGGUGGCCGGCGCCUUCCCCAUCGCCAAGUUGCUCUACCUGGGCGUCCGGCAGCUCUCGAAGCCCCUGGCGGCGCGCAUCAAGGACGGGGCCCGCGCCAGCCCCUUCUUCCGCCAGUAUAUCUGCGGUCCCCCCGCGCAGCUCUACCACUGGGUGGAGAUGCGGGCCAAGAUGCGCAUCAUGGGCUUCCGGGGCGCCGCCAUCAAGCCGCUGAACGAGGAGGCGGCGGCGGAGCUGGGCGCCGAGCUGCUGGGCGAGGCCAUCGUCUUCGGGGUGGGCGGGCUGUGCAUCUUCCUGGAGUACUCCCGCCAGAGCAGCAACGCCAAGAAGAAGGAGGAGGAGCUGAGCUGCACCCUGCUGGGCCUGCAGGAGCAGGUGGCCGAGCUCGGCUUGGCUCUGGAGGCCUUGGACGCCCGGCUGCGCGAGACGAACCGGGUGCUGGUGGAGGUCUCCGCCGCCGCCCCCCCCAAGAAGCCGCCGCCUGCCCCCCUCGGGGCGCCCCCGGGGGGAUCGGGAUCCGGGCCGCCGGGGGAGCGGUCGGCGCGGGAAGGUUAGGAUUCGGGGGGCUGAGAUGCAGGUCCCAACGGAGCGGCCUGGCCUUUUCCUCGAGUGUAAAUACCGGAUCAAUUAAAAGAGCCAGAGAAAGACCCGGUCCCUUCCUUCCGUCGGCGCCGGGGACGACCUGCGAUGGCUCCGGCCCCUCCUCGCUUUCCCAGGACAAAGAGGCGCCUUCGGUUGCAGCCCCAGGACAGAGCUGCGCUUUUCGGAGGGAAGGCAGCAUUUCAGCUCUCCUGGGCAGGGAAGUGGAUUUAUCAGGAAGCAGGCCGGAGAUUUGGAAAGCAGAUGAGGAUGCAUCAACAUUAGCAACCCCACAGAUCAGGUCUUUCUCGACCGGGACAAUUUUGAAGAAGCGGGGGCUUCAACUCCCAGAAUUCCCUAGUCAGCGUGAGAAAUGCCACCAUAGUUCGGCUUCUUGCAUAGAUGUCCUUCCAUGGUGUCUCGGUGUAUAGGUAGUCCUCAAUUUACAACCACACGUUGGGACCAGAGUUUCCAUCCCUAAGCAAGGGGUUGAGUUGCAUCUGAUUUUACAACCUUUUUUGCCACAGCUGUUAAGUGAAUCUUGUUGUCAUUAAGCAAAUCUGGCUUCCUCCAAUGACUGGUUGUGGGAAGGUUGCAGAUUUUAAUCAGGUGAUCCUGGAUACUGCAAUACAUGCCAGUUGCCAAACGCUUGGCUUUUGAUCACGUGACCAUGGUGCUGCUAUUGGUCAUAAGUGUGAGGAUUAGGCAUAAAUCACACUUUUCUGGACCAUCUUAACUUCAGACUUCACUAAAUGAAUGGUUGUAAAUUGAGGAUUACCAGCACCCAUUGCCACUAUAGCCGAGUCCAUCAGAUAGUUGAUGAUUGUUCCUUGUUCUUAAAUUCUUGUGGCAGCAACAUUUCCUGUCAGUCCAUAGCAUUUGGAGGUCCAAAGCUUCAGUAUCCCUCACCAUUCAUUAGCUGUGCUGGCUGGGGCUGCUGGGAGUUGUGGUACAUUCAGCAUCUUGUUCAGUUUUUAGCAGAGGUCUCCAACCUUGGCAACUUUAAGACUUGUGGACUUCAGGUUCCAGAAUUCCCCCAACCAGUCCACAAGUUUUAAAGUUGCCAAGGUUGGGCAUCCCUGGUUUAUAGAGUUUGUGGCUGGAUUUAUUAAAACAUUUAAAUAACCUUC
Molecule: messenger RNA, 1801 nt
Organism: Pantherophis guttatus
Lineage: Eukaryota; Metazoa; Chordata; Lepidosauria; Squamata; Colubridae
Gene: OPA3
Product: outer mitochondrial membrane lipid metabolism regulator OPA3
Biological process (GO): regulation of lipid metabolic process
Cellular component (GO): mitochondrion
Source: RefSeq, a predicted model, not a curated record